UAUUCCUUCACCAUCACGUACACUUUCUCCCGACAAACAAUUUCAUCCUUUCUUUGGUCCUUGCUAACGUGUCAUUUAACACGUUGUAUCGAUAGAUUGCUCAAAUACAAGAGAUUGCUUUCGAUCUCUAGACUUCUUUCAAGGUUCUUUUGACGCUUAUUUAUGUCCAAUCAUUCACCUAUCGUAUUCCGAGAACGAGAACAAAUCAAUCAAACCAAUCAAGCAAGCACUUCCAACACAAACACCCAACAUGACUUUGCAAGCACCACUGAUGAUCCAUCAGAGUGGCCAUCGCUCAACCCCACUCAACCAACUUCGCAUAUAGACCAAAGUGGAGCGGCCAUCUCAACAGAUGCCGAUUUACGUGAAGAUUUGGGACCUCGAACCCUUCAUCGGAAAGCAAAGCCAAAGCCUGGCAUACCUUUCAAAGUUCUCAAAGCUCGAGCGGCUGCUGAAGCAGAGAAUGAAGAUGGCGAAGGUGAUCCUUUAGCCCAAAUCGCGGUUUUACCACCGGAACUUCUCGCCCGUAUAUUUGCUCAUUUAGAUGCACGGUCUAUGGUUCAAUGUGCAUUCGUUUGUAGAGCUUUCAAUUUUGUCAUUCGUGAUGAAGCAACAUGGAGAUUAGCAUUCUCUCUGGCUUUCGGCAUAGAAGCCGUAGAAGCGGAUCAAGCUACAACGCCGAUCUUGCGACGUGUUGAGCCAAGUAGCUGGAAACAAGAAUACAUGCAAAGAACCGAUUUGAUUCGAAGAUGGAGAAAAGCAAGAGCGCCAACAGUGAUCUCUGAUGCGCGAGUUGGAGUCAUUCAUUCAAUCGCUCUUUCUUUACCGCAUAAUUUCAUGCUUUCAGCAUCUCUGGCACAUGGUGUGGCAAGUCGUUGUGAUCCAUUCACAGGAAAAGUUUCUAAAGGAUUUCUUGAUGCUUCAGGUCAAGUUCAUGCUGCUGGAUUAGCAGCUCUGGCCGCGGAACAAGGUGUCCUGGAUAUCUCUGCUGUUUGUUUGGAAGCAGACGCUACCCGUAUCGUUUGGGGCUUUCAUUCGGGCGCUGUUGCAAUGACAAAUCUAGCCAGGCAAGGUACAAAUCCAAGAGGUUUGAUCAGAGGUGUGCAAUUCUCCACGCGAUCUUCUCACAUCGGGCCAAUCAUGGAUAUCGCGAUGCCGUUCGGAACAGGAGCUGGUGGAGCACAUAGCAUCGAACGAAGUCCGGAAAAGAUACGUCAAAGGCAAGCAGCACUGGGUGAUGCUUCCGAGACUUUCGUCACCGCCGGAAUGGACGGUAGUGUGAAACUUUGGAGUCCCAAAAAGGCUGUUCCGCUGUGGACAGAUGUUGCCCAUCAGAACAAGCAGGCUUCGGGGCCAGCAUCUAGACCUGUACCGGUGAUGCGUUUGGCCAUUCAUCUUGAGUCAGGCACAAUCGUCGCAGCUACGUCUAGUGGACAUCUCACCAUGUGGACAAAUAUCGAUAUCGCCGGCCUUUUGAACUUGCCAGCGUCUGCAUUCGAAGAGCCAAACACACUUGAACCUACACUGGCUCAAAAAGAAGGACGAAAGGCCAUGGAAAAGAUCCACGCAAGAAUCAAUCGCUUUGAGCUUCAAACGAUUCUAAGCUCUGCAACGGAGCCUGUCAUUGUACCGACACUGCUUGCAUUGGAUAUUGACCUAUCCGGCUCUGUUCAUGAUCGGAAGUACGAGAAAGCUCAACUGCUCUGCUUCUCCGAGGAUGCCAGUACUUUUGCACGCUACACGGUCAAUCUGAACGAUGCAAAUGUCAUCGUCAAAAGAGAUGUAUUUAUUGCUCCAAAAGCCAGCCAAAUCUGCUGCCUUCGUCCCGACUUUGAGCUCACGAAAGCUGUCCAGCGCUCAUCGGCAACCACUGCAGGUGUGGUGACCGUACCUGGUCAAGAUACCGCAUUAAGUACAGAUCAAUAUGGAGGACCAGCUCUUUUUAGUGAACGCAAAUAUGUCUGUGGUGGUACGAAAGAUGGCAAAUUGAUUAUCUGGGACUGGGAAGCAGAGUCGAAAGAAGGUGAAGAUAUUCAAGCUUGGUCGUGCUUAGAUGCUCAUCAUAUGGGUAUCACAGCUCUAGAUGUGACAGAGCAUGCGAUUGUUGUUGGUAGUUCAGACGGCACGAUUAAAGCAUUUUGUCCUCUGAGUGGUCAAUUGAUUCGAAUGUUCAACGAUCGUUCUGCUACUCGGCAUCCUGCAAGAAUGUUGGCUUCCGGACAACUGACGGAGGAAGAAGCAUCAAGAUUUCAUGUUGGCCAGAUCAUUGCUGGAAAAGAGACAAUCGUUGCCUGCAUUGGAUCUCAAGUUUUGGCUUGGCGUGCAGAACGUUUGCGAAAUAACAAGACAAAUGCAGGCAAGAAGGUCACCUCACGUACCGGUCGUAAUGCGAUGGGUAGAUUGUGGGAUCCAAAAAUGCAAUCUCAGAAAGAGAUGGAGAGAGAUAUCUAUGAAACAAAGCAAGAAUUGCAACAAGAACAAGAGGAUCGUCUGGCUGAUAGACAGAGAUUGGGCACCCGACCUGAAUCUGAAUUGGACGAUAUGACCGAACAAGAAGCAUUUGAAUAUGCAAUGAUGUUGAGCAGAGACGAGAUGGAUGAAAAAAGCAAAGGAGGAAGUGCUACAGGAAGCAAAGGGGUUGGUCUAAGAAAGACAAGCGCAGAGGAUGAGCUACAAGAUGCUCUUGAACAGAUUGCACUUGCUGAAAGUAGCGCAGAUUCUAGCAAGCUGGUCUCUCAGUCUGCAACAGAUGAUGAAGAUGGCGAGGAUGCUUUAGAUGAAAGUCAAGAUGAUAUGAAUCAUACAUAUCGAAGUACAUCCAGAAGCUCAGCCACAAGUCCAAAUUCAUCGCCAUUUAUUCAUGCAUUCUCUUCGCCACCUUCACGUGCAUGGGAUAUUCUACAGAAUGCAGGUUCAUCAGCAUCAAGAAAUAUGAGAGUUGGAGAUGCAAAUAGUAAAGUUCAAGCCGUUCAUGUUCCAAGAAAUGCGCGUUUGCCAUCUUAUUCCACGGCAAGCUCCUCAAGAAGGCCCAGUAAUUCGAACCUUUCGAAGCCUUCAUUUGACAGUCCACAAGAUUGGCCAGUGUUCGAGCCAUCAAACAGUUUUGGAGGCAAAUCGCCUUCACGAUUAGAUCUAGGCUCUCCUGUACCGCAUCCGACUCACGCAUCUUUUGGUAAUGGUAACCGGAAGAAUAGCUUUAAUGCAUCUACCCCUGCAUCUACAGUUUCGGCAACUCAAUCUCCAUCAUCAUCUUUUCAAGCACGUAGUCCGAUUGGGGCAUGGGCACAAGGCAGUCCUAGCCUUCGUCCGAUCCAUUCAUCAAAGAGUUCGAGUUCACCUUCUGCUUUGACGGCAAGUAGACCAUCGAUGAAGGCUAGAAGUGGAUCAAUUUUAGCACGUAAUGAGAAUGAGAAUCAAACGCGAUCUUCUUCUCCUUCAAAUGAUAAUCAAAUGGAUGAUGAUUUGCGAUUUGCGAUUGAAUUAAGUCUUGCCGAGGAACGAUCAAGGCAAGAAGAAAGUAGGAAAAGAAAAGGAAAACAGCCGCAAGUGCAAUAGACAUGAUUCAAUACACCUGUGCUGCUAUAACAUACAAAUGAAUUUUGUAUUUUUAUUCUCUUGCUUUCUGGAUGUCAUGAAAUAUUAUAGACUUCGGAAAAUAAUUUAAAUAUUUGUGUACCAAUCCGAAUGUCCGGCCCCCGUUUUGUGCACUUGCCACGGCUGUUGUCUUAUAUGAAUGUGGAAUUCAUUUCGAUAAGGCACCCUGCGGCUACACCGUGUAUGUUAAAGAAACACAAACAAAUCGAUCUUUUGGCU
Molecule: messenger RNA, 3813 nt
Organism: Meira miltonrushii
Lineage: Eukaryota; Fungi; Basidiomycota; Exobasidiomycetes; Exobasidiales; Brachybasidiaceae
Exons: 1
Coding region: 163-3555 (1130 amino acids)
Molecular function (GO): protein binding
Source: RefSeq, a predicted model, not a curated record